This is a messenger RNA of Acanthosepion pharaonis, 639 nucleotides long. The record is from the annotation of a GenBank genome assembly. Lineage: Eukaryota; Metazoa; Mollusca; Cephalopoda; Sepiida; Sepiidae.
AUGUUAUCGCUAUAUUCUCUCCAGGACAUUAUUCUCUCUCUCCUCUCAUUUCUUUUCUCUCUCAUUCUUUUUCUCUCUCACUCGUUUUCAUUCUCUCUCUCGCACUCACUCACAAUCUAUAUAUAUAUAUUUAAUCAUACUUUUCAUAUCUAUCUUAAAUUCGAUUUGGAGAUGCAAGUUGGCUCCUGUUGCCAUCCCUCUGCAGAUCUGUUUAUUUCUCACGCUUUACAUGAAGAUUUCCCCAUAUCUAUCUAUCUAUAUAUUGAGAUAUUAACUCGGUUGAUAUCUAUCUAUCUAUCUAUCUAUCUAUCUAUCUAUCUAUCCCGGUCUGCACGUCUUUCUUUCUUUUUAUCUCUCUAUUUUUUCCCUUAUUUCCAUAUGUUCUGCUCAUUCUUUCUUUCUCUGUUUCUUUCUUUCUUUCUUUCGUUCUUUCUUCCUUUCUUUUUAUUCUUUAAGGGUUUUUUUUUUCAUUUUAUUUAUUCAUAUUUAACUUUGGGUUUCCUCUCUUUCUUUCUUUCUUUUUCUUUCUUUCUUUUCAUCUAUUGCCUGAUUGUUUCAUUUCUUUUUCGUUUUUUGCCCUGUUCAUUUCUUUCUUUCUUUCUUUCUUUCUUUCUUUCUUUCUUCCCUUUGCUCUUUUAG